Molecule: messenger RNA, 2347 nt
Organism: Colletotrichum navitas
Lineage: Eukaryota; Fungi; Ascomycota; Sordariomycetes; Glomerellales; Glomerellaceae
Product: polyprenyl synthetase
Exons: 5
Coding region: 1-2301 (766 amino acids)
Biological process (GO): isoprenoid biosynthetic process
Molecular function (GO): prenyltransferase activity
Source: RefSeq, a predicted model, not a curated record
AUGCCGUACUUUUCUGUACCCAUCCCAGAAUCGCUGAUUCAACGGUCUGGCUCCCAUACCAGGUUUCCAACAGUAAGGCACUGUAAUUAUGAAAUAUGCACAAAGGCAGCGGAACAGGUGCAGGCCGAGUUCAACCAGGCCAUGGACACAGAAAUCAUCACCAACACUGUCGCCCCAGUACCGGGUAUAGGGCGGUUACACGCCGUCGCCUUCACGAUUCCCAACUGUUUGCCAGAGCGCCUUCCGGUAUUGACCCGGUUCGCCGAGUUCACGAUUCUCAAUGACGACUUUUACGACAUCGCCAAGAACGAAGAUAUCCACAAGACCAACGACGACAUCCAGAGCGUCCUCAAUGGCGCCAUCGAGUCGUCGAGGUCCAUAGAGUCGAACAUGACAAAGUCAAAACAGUUCCAGUCCAGUUUGAUCCUGGACAUGGUCAAUAUAGACGCCGACCUCGCCAUGGACAUCAUGACGACGUACAGCAAGGGCCUUGACCUGGCCACCUUUGCGCCCGACACACUCAAGACGCUGGACGACUACCUUCCCAUUCGCAUGGUGAACUCGGGUCUCGACGUCUUCCAAACCAUGAGCUGCUUCGGCAUGGGAAUAAAACUCAGCGCCGAGGAGAAAGAAAAGCUCAGCGAGUUCGUCAACACGGCCAUGUUCUCCACGACGCUCAUCAACGACCUCCACAGCUGGCCCAAGGAGGUCAAGCACCACAUCGAACACCCGGGGUCUGAGUACCCCUUCAACGCCGUCGCCAUCCUCAUGCGACACGGCGGCCUGUCGGAAGCCGAGGCGUUCGUGCGGCUGCGCGAGAAACAGGCUGAGCUGCAGGAGCGUCAUCUCGCCCUGCUGAGGGCUCUCGAGGCGGCCGGACCGAUCCCAGAGAGCCACAUGCUCUACAUCCUUGCGGCGCAAUACGCGGCUUCCGGUUCAGAGUUCUGGAGUGUGCAUGUGCCGCGAUAUCCAUCUAAGAAGGAUUUGGCACAGCCCGAUGUAGAGUUUGUUGAUGGCGUGUUCCUCUAUCGGACGGGGCCUGCAACCGCCGAUAUAGAUAGCGUCCCGCGACCUGUAUUGGCCGAGGAGACGGUUGCUACGGAAUGUGCUGGUCUCACCAACGGCCACACGAAUGGCUCCGUCAACGGCCACACUAACGGUCACGCCAACGGCUACACCAACGGCCACACCAACGGCAUCACCAACGGCAUCACCAAUGGCCACACCAACGGCCACACUAACGGUCACGCCAACGGCCACACCAACGGUAUCACCAAUGGCAUCACCAAUGGCAUCACCAACGGCAUCACCAAUGGUCACGCUAAGCAUCAUAUCAAUGAAAACUCAAAGGAAGAAGAAACACUGGCUGUCAAGUAUCCAGAGGAUGUGCAAUGCAGAUCAGAGCUGGUGUUGGCGCCUUACAAAUACCUCACAUCCAUGCCUUCCAAGGGCAUCCGGGAGCUCUUUAUAAGGGCCCUGAACUGGUGGCUGAACGUCCCCGACGACAAGCUCGCGUGCAUCCAAGACGUGGUCAGCUAUCUCCACCAGUCGUCCCUCAUGCUCGACGACAUCGAGGACGGCUCCAAGCUGCGGCGCGGCCAGCCUUCCACUCAUGUCGUCUACGGCAUCGGCCAGACCAUCAACUCGGCCAACUUCGUGUUCGUCCAGGCCUUUGCGCGCAUGCAAAGCUUGGGGCGCGGAAGGGCCGAGGCCAUCGACAUCUUCGUUGAAGAAGUUGAGAACCUGCACAAGGGACAGAGUUAUGAUCUCUUCUGGAAAGACCAGGUCCACUGCCCUUCGGUCGACGAGUAUUUCAUGAUGAUUGAUAACAAGACCGGCGGCCUGUUCCGCCUGUGUGUCCGGCUGAUGGAGCUCUUCGCCACCGGGUCGACCAGGGGCAUCAGCUCCGAGUUCUUCGUCAAGAGGCUGAGCCGGUACUUCCAGAUCCGCGACGACUACCAGAACCUCAUGUCGGACCAGUACGCCAAGGAGAAGGGCUUCGCCGAGGACCUGGACGAGGGCAAGAUCUCGCUGCCGCUCAUAUACACGCUGCAGUCGUCGCCGUACCGGGACGCCAUCUCGCGCAUCUUCAAGCGCAGAGACGACGGCGGCGAGAUGGGGCUGGAGACGAAGGUCUUCAUCAUCCGCGAGAUGCGCAACACGGGCGCCCUGGACAAGACGUACGACCUCUUGCGGUCGAUGCAGAGCGAACUCAUGGACGAGCUGAAAAGGUUGGAGAAGGCGUUCGGGGCCCCUAAUGCGUCGUUGGAGCUGGUUUUGAGAAAGCUGUGGAUAAACUAAGUAAGCACUUUAUGAUUUAUACGGAGUACGGCGUAUGCACUGUGGG